Messenger RNA from Selaginella moellendorffii, 1017 nucleotides. RefSeq lists its product as uncharacterized. Lineage: Eukaryota; Viridiplantae; Streptophyta; Lycopodiopsida; Selaginellales; Selaginellaceae. The transcript is spliced from 3 exons. The record is from RefSeq and is a predicted model, not a curated record. Bases 493 to 1017 code for a protein of 174 amino acids.
CUUAGUAGGAAAUGGCGUGCUGAAUGGGGUCUUGUGCAUCCUUGGAGCAAGCUUGUGAGAGAUCUAUUAGAAGGAUGAAGCUAUAAAAAGGGCCUAUGGACAUUGCAUGUGAAAAAUGACUCAAUGAAGAAGAGGAGAGAAUUCUUCAGGUGAUGAAGCUGGUUCACCACUUUGUGGUAGCAAUUUUUCCAUUGGACAGUAUAGCUUUGGAGUUCCAGAAUUCCGUCUACCAGAGGCGCCAAACUUUCCUAUAGGCAGCGAUUAUUCAGCAUAUGUCAAUCCCGUAACAGCACAUGAUUUCCUCCAUGCAAUUCAAGAUGUGGUGCAACAAAGGCUCUUUGACAACAUCAGGGAGAGUCUUUUCUUCUCAGUUUUGGUAGAUGAAAGUACUGACCAUGGCUGUGUGUGAACAGCAUUUGAUCAUUUAUAUGGUCUACUUGCUUGGAGGGAAGGAGCUACACUGUGACUUUCUGAAGCUUCUACAAGUGUAGAAUGGGACAUCAGAAUCGAUCUUUGAAACACUACAAGAGGCUGAGAAUGAUUUGUCCCAAGAUCAUUGGCGUGCACUGCGUAGCUCACCGAGAGGCUCUUGCUGCCAAGGAUGGCUUUACAACCAAUCAACCAAUCUUUGACGCCAUCGACAAGCUAGCUGAAAAAAUCAAGUCGUGGCUGGGGAAAAGCUCUUUAAGGCAUAAAGAGCUAAAGGAGCUUUUACAGUCAUAUUGUCUUAAGGAGCUCAAGAUGCUAGCAAUGCAUGAUGUUCGUUGGCUAUCUAGGGGAGAAGUGAGGCUGGUGAUAGCUAUGCCUGCUUUGCUUGAUCAGUGGAAAAUUGCAGAUAAAACUCAGUACUCCAGCCUCACGACCAUUCAGGUUCAGUUUUUUAUUCAUUUGCUAGCAGAUGUUUUGGCUGAGCUGAACAAGUUGAACGUCCUUUUCCAAGCACAAAUGACAAAUUGCUUGGAGAUUGUAUCAUUUCUAGAUAUGACAAUUGAAACUUUGAAGGGGCACAAAGGAUAG